Molecule: messenger RNA, 1881 nt
Organism: Malaya genurostris
Lineage: Eukaryota; Metazoa; Arthropoda; Insecta; Diptera; Culicidae
Product: sun domain-containing protein 1-like
Exons: 3
Coding region: 417-851 (144 amino acids)
Source: RefSeq, a predicted model, not a curated record
UCAUCGAAAGGCAGUCAACCUGUGCGGAUGCUCUGUGACCAGUGCUAUCUUUCUGUCCUUGUCUUACUGUUAAGUUCUUGAGUGUUGCUUCGUGUAUCUUCAUUUUUCACUUUCGUCGUCCGACGCGUCCCUACCUGCCAAUACGAACCAGUCAGUGCCGGUGUGUAUAGUUAUUUUUUCGCCUUUGCUGUGUUCAGUGUAGCACUUUCACGUGCUCCCUGUGUCCGAUCUUUGGCUGGCAGGAACAGGAACAGGUUUCGUGGGUUGAUACACUCAGAACUCGAACAUUUGCCGGCCGUCAGUCGAGCGAAAAACUUCGUUAGGUGAUUGAUAUCAAAACUUUAAACUCUAAAUGGAUUGCAUCGAAACUGUUGAUUCAAGUGAGUGAUUUUUCGGGGCUGUCAAACGAACUGGCAAUGGCAAUCGCUUUCUACUGUGAGGAUGACGAUCCUAAACUGUGGCACAGUGGCCAGGCCUACUAUGCUACGAUUGGAUACAACAGUUAUCAGCAGCAACAGCCGCAGCAGCAACAACACCAACAACAACAGCAACAGUCUGCUGCUGCGGUAGGACAGCCAUCACAAUUAUCAGAAACUGACGGUGACUCCGGCACCGGUGUUGAUGAAAAUAAUAAUUGCGUGCUGCACGGUGCUGAUAGUACCAAUGCAAACAGUAACAGCAACGCUAAUUCUGCUAAUCAGCAUACUAUCGCUGUCGAUAGUAAUCGGCAGCUGAUGCAAGUUCUGCAUCAGGUACUGUACCGGUUCACGUCGGAAGGUGCUCUCAGUCCGGCUCAUACAUCCUGCAUUUUCUGCAACAAGAUCUACUACCUAUUUCAGUUGCUGUACUGACCCUGCCUUCGCCGGAAGCAGCUACCAGUAGGCAACUACUCCAACGAAAAGUUCCAGUAACGUAAACUGACAUUAAACAACUCGAAAACAAAUCAACAGCAAAAACUAAAAUCAUCAAAGCUAACGAACCGGCGGGUCCAAUCGGAACCGAACGAACCAAGAAUUUUAAGUGUUGCUCUAAGCAGCCACUAUCUAGCAGAGCCUACUACAGCAGCCUUGUGCAGAUUGGAAUCCCGUCGGUUUCCUGUGAUGGAAGCAAUUUUACUAUGCGCAUUUUUUUUACUAUGUUCAUGAAACGAGAGGGAGAAACACGCUCACCGUUCCGAUGCGUGACAUUUAGUUAACAUAAGAAAGUUGGUAGAACCGCGUAAAUUUCGUAGCUUCGGCUAAUUACACCGAUUGGCUUCGGACAGUCGGACGUAAUAUUAUUUUCAUUUUUUUUUCUUUCGAUUUAUUUAGGCCCAUAUUAACGAGUAGUUUUAGUUCUAAUCUUACGUCCUAAUAGCGCAUUGUCGAUAUUAGAACCAGGAAUCGUUUCUUGAUAUGUUUAAGCAAUGUGAUUUAAUUAUAAAUUUUAGCAUUUCUUAGCUUAGUUUCAACUCGAAUCGAUCGUAAAUGUUAGAUUGUAGACAAGUAAGUCCUCACUGACACGCGUUGGUUUGAUUUGCGCCAACAGAAGAGAACACGCAGACUAUCCAGAACUUAUCCGUGCGCAGUCGGAGUUCGCGCACCGAUAAGAAAAUCAGCCACUUCCGUUCGAUGCCAAGGAAGAUGAUCUCAGUGCUAGUUAUGUAAGGUCGCACCUACGCGCAGUAAGCCCUCCCAAAUGUAAACGACCGACGAGGCAGCUGCCUAUCGACAUUCUGUAUAUUUUAAUUUUAUUUCGAACAUUUGCAUUUUUGCUUAUUUUUUUUUGUUUUUCUUCUCAUCAUUCAUUUAGUAAACAAAUCGAAUUUUAUUCAAUUUUCGAUCGUAGACUUAAUUUCGUUCUUGAACUGUAAGCUUGUUUGUAAUCAUUUACUUGUAAAUG